UCGUACAGUUUAUUGUGGUCCUUCGUAAAAAGUAUAUUGAACUGCGCUAUGGAGAAGAAAGAAAAUGGAGAAGCAGCACUUCGAAGAAGUUUGAGAGUAAACAAGGGUAUUCCACCGAUUCGAUUAGGUGCAGAUGUUGGCAAGAGCGGACUGGUCUCGGGGAACAUGAGUGAUAAAAUGUUGUCUAGGAAUGGCCAGAAUUAUGAAGCUGAAAGGGCAAAAUCUGUUGAUUUGAAUCAGUUGGUGGUGAGUCCAUUAGAUCCAUUGUUAGAAAAAGAGUAAGAAGCACUACGUCAAGACUGAAUUUGGAAAUGGAAGCUCUACGAUUGAAAGAAAGGUUCGAAAAUGAGGAGUGCAUGGAACGAUUGCGAAUGAUUCAAAGCAAAAAAGAAAUAGCUUUCAAAGAAUUGGAGCUGAAGAUGAAAAUGCUCGAAGAGGAAGGUGUCACUGAUGAUGGUUCACAAGGCAAUAUGUCUGAAAGAAGUAUGUAUAGAGAUCAAGAUCAGGUGAGAAAUUGGAUACGUAAAUGUGAUCCUGACCGAGUGGCAAAUUCUGAAAGGAAGCCAGAUCCAGUCUUUCCUUGGGAAGGAAAGUUUGAAGAGAGGAGAGCUCACAGAGUGGCCUCUUUUCUUUAGCGAAUUUAAGAGAUCUUCUGAGGUUUAUGGUUUGAAUGAUUACGAUAAUUUAUUGAGGUUGGAUAGGAGUUUGAAAGGCAAAGCACGUGAAACUAUCAAACCACUUUUGAGUUCACCUGAAAAUGUAAGCAAAAUUAUGAAAAUGUUAGAAAUGAACUUUGGCAGGGCUGAUUGGAUAAUAUUGAGUUUAAUGGAAAAGGUUAAAAAAUUUGGGUUUGUCAAAGAAGAUAAAUUAGAUGUUUGCAUUGCAUUUUCGAAUGCUAUUAAUAAUUUAGUUACGACUAUGAGAAAUAUUAAUUGCACAUUGUAUUUGUUCAAUCCAGAACUUAUGGCAAUAAUUGUAGAGAAGCUUGCCCCGAUACAGAAGUACAAUUGGGGUAAGUGCAAGUUGCAAAGAGACAAAGAGGGAUUACCAACUUCGUUAGAAGACUUCGCGGCAUGGUAUGAGGAUGAAAUAGGUGCAGUGGCAUCGAUUUCUAAUCCAAUUUCAAAAUCAAAGGUGAACUUUAAGAAAGAAACAAUUUUCACUUUGAAAAAUAAG
Coccinella septempunctata (seven-spotted ladybird) is the source of this 1176-nucleotide messenger RNA. RefSeq lists its product as uncharacterized. The transcript is spliced from 3 exons. The record is from RefSeq and is a predicted model, not a curated record. The coding region runs from base 312 to 635 and encodes 107 amino acids. Lineage: Eukaryota; Metazoa; Arthropoda; Insecta; Coleoptera; Coccinellidae.